CUUAAAAAAAAAAAAAUACUCAUUUUGCCAUUAGAUCUAUCUAACGCGCACACUAAUAUCAUACACUUACUACACAUUAUCUUUAUCUCACUUCCCAUACCUCAACCGCUCCACCAUCAGCUCCGCCGCGAACGGCAUUGUUCCCACCGCCGCUGUUCAAAUUACACGCUUUUGCAUCGAUUACUACACCUUGCCUCAAAUCCCCCUCCGCCGCCGCCAAACCCCUUCUCCGACGACCUACUUUCAUAUAGUUCCUCCUUCUACAGGUCCUUCUCAAAUUCAUGAUAAGGAAACUCUUCUGCAAACCUUAUAAACAUGAUUACAUUAGAAAGCAUUCUAAAAGUGCAAGUACCUACCAUUACCAACCACUAGAUUCAUUAAGCAGAAUGAGUAGACUAAUGGAAAAGCCAACCGAGUAUGUUCUCUGUAAUGCACUUAGUUCUUGUGCAAAAACCACGAAUUGGCAUUUCGGCGUACAAAUCCACUCGUAUAUAAUUCGAUCCGGAUAUGAAGAUAAUCUGUUCCUUAGUACCGCACUUGUUGAUUUCUACGCAAAAUGUUGUUGCAUUGUGGAUGCAAGUAAGAUAUUUAGAGCCAUGAAAGUACAUGAUCAAGUAUCAUGGACUUCACUUAUUGUUGGAUUUUCAGCAAACAAAUUAGGAAGAGAGGCAUUCUUGUUGUUCAAAGAGAUGUUAGGAACUCGUAUUAGGCCUAAUUGUUUUACCUUGACUAGUGUUGUUAAUGCGUGUGUGGGGGAAAAUGGAGUCGCUGAUUGUUGUCCAAGUCUUCAUGUUCAUGUCAUCAAAGGAGGAUUUGAUAGGAGCAAUUUUGUGAUUAGCUCGUUGGUUGAUUGUUAUGCGAGCUGUGGGCGGAUUGACGAUGCUGUGUUAUUAUUUAAUGAAACUAGUGAGAAGGAUACUGUUAUAUACAAUACAAUGAUAUCUGGAUAUUGUCAAAAUCUGUACAGCGAAGAUGCGCUGAAACUAUUUGUGGAAAUGCGGGGGGAGAAUAUGAGUCCUACUGAUCAUACUGUGUCUUCCAUUUUAAGUGCUUGCAGCCGUCUUGCGGUGCUUGUAGAAGGAAAACAAGUGCACUCUCUGGUUGUUAAAAUGGGUUUUGAGAAUGUGUUUGUGGACAGUGCUCUUAUUGAUAUGUAUUCAAAGGGUGGCGACAUUGAUGAGGCUCGACGUGUGUUAGACCAGACUUCCCAGACGAACACUGUAUUGUUGACAUCCAUGAUCAUGGGUUAUGCUCAAUGUGGAAGAAGUUUAGAGGCUUUGGAAUUUUUUGAUUAUUUAUUAACUGAGCAAAAGUUGAUUCCUGAUCAAGUCUGCUUUAGUGCUGUCUUAACAGCUUGUAGUCAUGCAGGAUUUAUUGACAAAGGGGAGGAAUACUUCAACAAAAUGAGAACAGAUUAUGGGCUGUCUCCUGAUAUAGAUCAAUAUACUUGCUUGAUUGAUCUUUAUGCUAGAAAUGGAGAUCUAAGGAAGGCGAGGGAUUUAAUGGAAGAAAUGCCUUAUGAUCCUAGUUGUAUAAUAUGGAGUUCCAUUUUGAGUGCCUGUAAGAAUUAUGGAGAUGUAGAGCUUGGAAAAGAGGCUGCUUAUCAGCUCAUUAAGAUGGAACAGUGUAAUGCAGCUCCAUAUUUAACUCUGGCACAUAUCUAUGCAAGAAAAGGUUUAUGGAACGAAGUAUCUGAAGUUAGAAGCCUUAUGCAACAAAGGGUUAAGGGAAAGUCUGCAUGGAGUUGGGUAUAGGUUAAUAGUUUAAAAGGAAAUAUUAUAAGCCUCGCUAUAGAUGAUGGAGCUGAUUGGUAGCAGUUCAAGUUCCCUUCAGGAUGACAGUUUAGAGGGCUCACAUGGUUGCAGCAAAAACAAUUUGACUGGGAAAAAAGCCUUUGUCAACCAUGAUAUGUCCUUUUCUGGCAUCUAUUUUAGUAUAGUUAUAUUUAGCAAAAUAAGAAUUAGCUCGCCUUAGCAAACAAAAUCUCUUUCAUGCUUCGAGCCACUUGAAGUGUCUCUGAUAUGCAGAAACUUUAAUAUAUAUUGUGAUUUUGCAUAUGGUCGUAUACUAUUGUCAACUUAUUAACAAAGACUGGGAGAUAGGUGUUUGGAGAGGAUAUUGCAGUACUCUGCACUCCCAAUUUGUUUGACAGUCAUAUGGUCUUGUGUUAGGGAACAUCUCAAAUGGAAGCAGUGGGUAUUUGGUUGUUGAAGCAGAAAUGUUACUGUGCAAAGAAUCAAUCCAAGUGAGCCUAGGAUUUACAUGUGAUUGCAUUUUAUAUGCAGGGCUAAACAUCAUGCUAUCAGGAAGGUUUUUUUUUCUGUUAUGGGUGGUAGAGACUAAAAAUUGUACUUUCAGGGAGGCUUUUGCUAAAGAAGAGAGUAUUGCUUUGAGUAGUAAAAGUAAUGGGACUAAAUGGCACAAGUGUUCAAAUGCAAGGUUCAAGGAUAUUUUCUUGUUGGACAUGUUGAAAUUUCUUCUUGUUGUGCAUUCAAGAUGUUUGAUUCAGGGAAAGUUGUGUUUAAUGGCCCCACAUCAUCUUCCAUGUCUUGGGCAGAAGUAGGGUUAAUUUGCACGUCAUACCGUUUCUUGCUAUGCUUCGAAGAUUCUUGAUCCUUCUUUGCUCGAGAUUUCCUUUUUAAAGGAACCUCAACAUGUUUUUCAUCCUAUUGAGGUAAAUUUUGUGAUGAAAAAAAUAGUUUGGAGUAUUAUGAUGGUAGGGAAAGAAAAAGAUGUGGUUAUACCUCUUCAAUGAAUUUUUCUAGUCUUGUUGGUGGAUUUCCAUGCGUCUUCUUUUUCUUAUUUGAAAUGCAUUCGGUGUUGCUCUCUAUUUUUCUAGGUUUAUCGGUAUGAUUAAAUUCUAAUUCUAUUGCUGUAUUUUUUAAUAUAUUGCCUUUUUUUUAAUGUAUAAGGUUAAGGAUUGAGAAAAAUGUUAUAAAAAAUCAUAGUAUUAAACGGAUUAUUAGUUUAAAUAAUAAAUAUUAAUAAAUUUCAUUUAUUCAGUACUAAUUGGAUAUGCUUAAUGCUGUAUUUAUUGAGUAAGCAGCAGAGUGAGAGUUGCAAGCAAUAAGCUCUUGUAUUAGUAAUCAUAUGUUUACUUAUUGAGUGAUGAUGAUGAUGAUGAUGAUGAUGAUGAUGAUGAUGAUGAUGAUGAUGAUGAUGAUGAUGAUGAUGAUGAUGAUGAUUAGUGGUUUUUCUAUAAACUUUAAGAUAGUUUAGAAUUUGAAGAUAUUUUGGAUGAAUAUCCUCUAUGUGAUGUAUAACUGUUUUCUUUGUAUGGAAUGGACCAAUUGUUCAUUUGUGUAGUUUGGUUGCAUUGCUACCAGAGAGUGGAGAAGAACAUAACAUAUCAGGUUGCCCUAUGUUUGACUGAAUAACUUUUGACCAAUCAAUGUGGUGUGGGGGUUCUCCUAGUUCAGCCAUGAAAUGAAAUUUUUGGAGGUAAUCAAUGCUGUUAAAGUAAUGUCAAUAUACUUAUAAAAUUAUGGUGUAGAUUGUGCCAACAACUUGUAGCAUUGUAGAGUCAACCUAGCUUUUAUUCUUGGAUUAUCUCAUGCCAUUGCUCUUCCUUCUUUCUAAAUUCUGAAAAUGAGAAGUUAAGUGGAGCCAGCACCGCCGAUGAAUUGAAACGAUACAUAUAAUGCUUGACAUUCAUUGUUCAGUUGUUUGCUCUGAGCAGAAACGACAGACUCCUCCUGGUAGAAGAAGCACUUCUAGCACAGACACUGGAACCCUAUUCGAGACGAUUGAGAUGGAACUUGAUCAAUGGAGACCAAAAGCAUGGUAUUUUGAUUAUAUUUUCUGUUUCUUCACACACUGUGCUUGAAUUCUGUUAUUUUGUAAAACACUGUCACUUGGUAUUAUUAGCUAGGCUAUUUUUCGUUUUUUAGUUAAGAUUGUCGAGUUGUCAUCGAAAUUAUACUUUAUAUUUUCUCUUUUGUUUAGAAGUAAAUUGAACUCACGAGUAUAUUCUGAAAAGCAAUAACAAUGAUCAAAUUAAUAUGCGGUAUCAUUUUAAUAUAUUGUAAAAGGAAAAUUGAACUGUGUAUGCAUGGUAUCAUUUAUUCACACUGCGUAUAGAAUCAUCAAAUCCAAUAUAUGUGUUGUGUUGCUAGGUAGCUUAGCAUCUAAGAUUAUCACCAGGUGCAACACCUAAUUGACUACAAUAUUGCCUGUAGUAAUCAACACGAGCCGUAACUGCCACCGAGUUUACACCAUCACAUUC
This is a messenger RNA of Vicia villosa (hairy vetch), 4225 nucleotides long. RefSeq names its product pentatricopeptide repeat-containing protein At2g13600-like. Lineage: Eukaryota; Viridiplantae; Streptophyta; Magnoliopsida; Fabales; Fabaceae. Gene Ontology annotation, molecular function: RNA binding; protein binding. The coding region runs from base 282 to 1754 and encodes 490 amino acids. The transcript has 3 exons. Gene Ontology annotation, biological process: RNA modification. The record is from RefSeq and is a predicted model, not a curated record.